Messenger RNA from Dromiciops gliroides (monito del monte), 1893 nucleotides. RefSeq names its product ORMDL sphingolipid biosynthesis regulator 1 (gene ORMDL1). NCBI's taxonomy places the organism in Eukaryota, Metazoa, Chordata, Mammalia, Microbiotheria, Microbiotheriidae. The record is from RefSeq and is a predicted model, not a curated record. Gene Ontology annotation, cellular component: endoplasmic reticulum membrane. Bases 230 to 691 code for a protein of 153 amino acids. Gene Ontology annotation, biological process: intracellular sphingolipid homeostasis; negative regulation of ceramide biosynthetic process; ceramide metabolic process. The transcript is spliced from 4 exons.
CAUCCGCCUCCAGCGCUCCCGGGCAGGUUCUGAUUGGCAAGCCUGCCUGUCAGUCGGGCCGCCGCACCGUUCCGCUCUUAAGGCUUCCGCGGGUGACGUUCUAGCCCGAGGGAAGAGCAGGCUCGGGCUCCCGGCGUCUGGCCGGAGCCGCGGUGCUUUGGCGGGUCCGGAACGGUCGGUGCCGCUCACUACCUCCUUCCCCUGUUUGGUGCCCGUUUUGAGAGCAAAAAUGAAUGUUGGAGUUGCUCACAGUGAGGUAAAUCCAAAUACCAGGGUAAUGAACAGUCGUGGUAUGUGGCUGACAUAUGCAUUGGGAGUUGGUUUGCUUCAUAUUGUCUUGCUCAGCAUUCCCUUCUUCAGUGUUCCUGUUGCUUGGACCUUAACAAAUGUUAUACAUAAUCUGGGAAUGUAUGUAUUUUUACAUGCAGUAAAAGGAACACCUUUUGAAACCCCUGACCAGGGUAAAGCCAGGCUGCUAACUCACUGGGAACAACUGGACUAUGGGGUGCAGUUUACGUCUUCACGGAAGUUCUUCACAAUUUCUCCAAUAAUUCUAUAUUUUCUGGCAAGUUUCUACACCAAGUAUGAUCCUACACACUUCAUCUUAAACACAGCUUCUCUCCUGACUGUGCUAAUUCCCAAAAUGCCACAACUGCAUGGUGUUCGGAUUUUUGGUAUUAAUAAGUACUAAACUGAAAAUGUGAAACUGAACCAUUCUGACCAAAACUUUGUGGCUACUGCUUUUUCUAUAAGGAAGGAAUAGGUAGCAUGCUAUGCUGUUUACAUUGUAAUGUGCAAUGGGAAGUUUUUACAUUCAAGGUCUAAUACUUAUUUGUAUGCUAUUUGAAAAAGCAGAUUUUAAAGAGAUGCCUCUAAGUAUUUAACAUGUCUGCUAAAUUUCUGCAGAAGUUUUCCAAGAGAGCAGGGCAGGCCCCGCUCACAAAUGAUUGACAGUACAGUGAGAGCAGAAAAGCUCUGCACAUCGACACAGGAGUCUUGAGGAUAGGAGUAGUUUAGUUUAUAAUGAAAGGGCACUAUGUACGAAGUUAUCCAAUCAGUCACAGUCAAGCUGAAGUACAUUUAUAUGUGGAGCAGAAUCAUCCUAUACAAAGGUCAAAUGUCCUAUUGCUAAGACAGCUCUAUUUUGUUUUACAAAUGUACUCUUUUGUUUUUGCUGGCUUACAGUUUUUAUUUCUAGACCUGGUCAGUUCUGGAUGUAUCAGAGGACAGAUGUGUCCUUGGUGAUGUACUUCUUAAUAGGUGUCAGUGUGGCUUCCUGCAGCUUUCUAGUGAGCCUUCAGACAUUAAUUUUGGGCAAAGCAAAGUUCUGCUGGGUUUUUGUUUUGUUUUCAAAAUGACUGCUAAUCAUUUUUGGAAAAAAACUAAUUUGAUUCAAAGCAGUCUGAAGUAUAAUGUGUAAUUCUCUGAUUAUCUAGUUGAACCAUUUAAUGGUUCAAAUCUCUAAUCUGGAGAAGCAUAAUUAAAUACUAGAUAGACAACUAUAAAUGUUAGGAAAUUAGUUGUCUAGUAAAAAGAUAGCUUUCUCCAGCCAUGGUACAAAGUAAGCUACUAAACACUGGAUCUCUUUUUUUGUAGCUUUGCAGUAAAGGAUUAUAUUUUCCAAAAAGUUCCCUUUCUCCAUCUCCACUUUACCUAUUAACUUUACUUUCAAGAUACGUAUCAGUUUAAGUGGUCAAGGAAGUAAAUUUAGGGUUAUUUUAAGUUAGUUACUAGAGUUUGUGGUUCCUGGCCCUAAUUUAUACACCUAAUUCCUUAUUGAGGUUUCCUCAGAACUUUUUGUUAAUGAUAAUUAGCUAUUACAAACAUCAGAAAAUAAAUUAUUGAAAAAUUAAACAUUCCAAAAUUCAAUGAUUUUUGGAAAAUAAACUAAAA